Molecule: messenger RNA, 956 nt
Organism: Puccinia graminis f. sp. tritici CRL 75-36-700-3
Lineage: Eukaryota; Fungi; Basidiomycota; Pucciniomycetes; Pucciniales; Pucciniaceae
Product: ubiquitin-conjugating enzyme E2 S
Exons: 5
Coding region: 45-956 (303 amino acids)
Source: RefSeq, a predicted model, not a curated record
AAAAUCCAAGACAAUCUAUCACCACAAUCUCCCAUUUCAAAAACAUGGCUGAUAACUUAUCCUCAAAGAGCCUACGGAGGAUCAACAAGGAGCUCAAUUCCCUACGGGCCCAGCCACCAGAAGGAAUCAGAGUACUCAUCAACGAGGAUGACAUCACCGAUCUCAAGGCCUGGAUUCAUGGACCAGCUGAAACCCCCUACCACAAUGGCUACUUCAAAAUCUCAAUCAGGUUCGGACCCGAAUAUCCUUCAGCUCCACCCAACUGUAUCUUUGCCACCAAGAUCUUCCAUCCGAACGUAGGGCCCAAGGGCGAGAUUUGUGUCAACACCCUCAAGAAGGACUGGUCCUCCAACCAGACCCUCACCGACAUCCUGACCGUCGUCAAAUGUCUGCUGAUCUAUCCGAACCCCGAGUCGGCCUUGGACGAGGAGGCCGGCAGACUCUUGCUCGAGAACUACGACGAGUAUCAUCAUCGGGCUAAGCUCUGGACUGAUAUCCACGCGAAAAAUAAACCUGCCGGUUUGUUCGAGCCCGAUCAAUCUACAAAUACCAGUGAAUCAAUCCCAACAACAACAACAACAACAACAACCACUACAACAGAUCCUAAGCCGAUGAUGCAACCGUUUGCGAGUUCAAAUCAAGUCAACAACAAGCAAGCCAGGCUGGGAGGAACGGCGACGACGGGGACGACAACAACAACAGCAACAACAACAGCAACAACAGCGGUACUGAAGUCGCAGCAGAGCGAUGCCGACGACGAGCGAGUCAUGAAGGCUAACUCGCUCCUCCCAGCAACAACUAACACUGCCCAUCCCAUCGACGGCGAAAACUUGAUCCCUUCCCCUCUCAGUAAUCACCCGAAACAACCGUAUCCGAUUCCUACUACUACCACUACCACUGCUGCGGCUACUGCCAAUCUUAAAGAUAAAGAUCGAAGGGGCAGGAAACGAUUGUGA